Molecule: messenger RNA, 969 nt
Organism: Triticum urartu
Lineage: Eukaryota; Viridiplantae; Streptophyta; Magnoliopsida; Poales; Poaceae
Product: Plant invertase/pectin methylesterase inhibitor superfamily protein
Biological process (GO): negative regulation of catalytic activity
Molecular function (GO): enzyme inhibitor activity
Source: RefSeq, a predicted model, not a curated record
GUCACUGCAAAACAACCAAACAACUGACCAACCACCACGAGCCAAAGAGCCAACCCACACCACUCUGUGUCUGUACUCAGCGCGAGGUCACGGGCCCAACAAUGCCUCGCUCCGGCGCUCUCCCCCUCCUCGCCGCGCUGGUCCUCGCCCUUGCGGCCGCGGCCGCAGCCUCCUCGGGAGCGGCGAAGGGCGCACCGGCGGCCACCGACUUCAUCCGCAAGUCGUGCCGCGAGACGCAGUACCCGUCGGUGUGCAUGCAGAGCCUGUCGUCGUACGGCAAGCCGCCGCCGCGCAGCCCGCAGGAGCUGGCGCGCGCAGCGCUGUCGGUGAGCGCGGACCGCGCGCGGUCGGCGUCGGCGUACGUGGGGCGGAUCUGCGGGCCGGCCCCCCGCGGCGGCGGCGGCGCCAAGGCGGCGAAGGGCAGCCCCGCGCGCGACUGCCUGGAGAACAUGGCGGACAGCGUGGGCCACCUGCGCGACGCGGCCAAGGAGCUGGACGGGAGCCUGGGCCGGGCCGGGUCGCCGGCGUUCCGGUGGCACCUGAGCAACGUGCAGACCUGGUGCAGCGCGGCGCUCACCGACGAGAACACCUGCCUCGACGGGCUCUCCCGCGGCGUGGACGCCGGCACGCGCGCCGCCAUCCGGAGCAAGGUCGUGGAGGUCGCCCAGGUCACCAGCAACGCCCUGGCGCUCGUCAACAAGGUCGGGUCCGGGCACUAGCCCGGCCCGUCCCAGGCCCAUCCCCACUCGCUUCGCCUUGCUGCGUACUACUGCGCGCGUACGCAUAGCAGCUCGUAUCCUGGUGCUCUAUAAUCUUGGGUCAUGUACUACUGUAUUCCAGUUUCGAUGUGUUCUUGCUGUGCUGUAAAAUGUACUUAGCUAAGACAAUCAAUUAAGAGUGUAAUUAAUGAUAAGGUGGCGAAAUUAAGCCAAAGUGCGUGUUCUCUUGCUAGCUAUAGCUUCUGAUUAA